AUGCGCUGCAUACGGUUAUUUUUACCCUUCCUACUUGCAGCGCUGCACACAACCCAGGUGGUGGGCUUCGGCUUCGGCGGUGGCCACGGAAAAGGAUAUGUACAGGAGUCAGCUGGCGGCCUCGUCGUUGAUCCACAAGAUCAGGCUGAGCGUGAACGCAUCAAUGCCGAAAUGGACGCCAACGCAGUCACUUAUGGGGAGGAAACGGAACAGCUCUUUACAUACUUCAAGUCUAAAGAUGGACAAGUUACCCUUAAUAUGUCCUGCAGCAAAUCUGCUCUCGUUUUUGAGCAGGAGGAGUCUCCCCUGCCAGUCGGGUGCAAUUUAACCUACGAUUUCCAGCGUUCCAUCGCGCUCUCCUUUGAAAUUGACUACCCGCCGGUGGUCUACCUAGCUCCUGCGUUCUGGCUUCACCUACAGCCCACAGCCUCAUCCGGACCAUCAAACAUCUACCUGAAUCUCACCAUCCAGGGAGUGAGGAUGGGUGUAGCCUAUCUGCGAAUUUGGGCUCGUGAAGCUAUCGAGGAGGAGAAGAGUGGAGCCGGUGUUUAUGUGUGGCACAAUUGGAGCCGGUCGGACCCUGUGCUCGUGGAGGCCUACUUGUCGAAGCUGGCGAACAGAAGUGAGAUUGCUUUCGGGAUCGCCAUGCUGGUUCCGAUUAAACCAGAAUUUGGUUUUGGACUCCUGACUGUCGGCUGUUCUCCCGGUGGCGCAGGCUCAAACGUGUGGACUCUCCUACUGCACGGUGAUCUGAACCUCAGUAUGACGAUGACAUUUAUCAGCAGCGUUGCCGCCCUAGUUCACGAAAAUGUAAUUACGAAAACCAUCGGCAUGUUAUAG
Dibothriocephalus latus is the source of this 840-nucleotide messenger RNA. NCBI's taxonomy places the organism in Eukaryota, Metazoa, Platyhelminthes, Cestoda, Diphyllobothriidea, Diphyllobothriidae. The record is from the annotation of a GenBank genome assembly.